CUCAGACUUCAAGCUCAACAAGCAAUGGCAUCUCAAUUCGGCAACCCCGCCGACCUCCUCCCCGUCCACUGGAAGUCCCAAAUAACCGCCUGGUUCGCCGAAGACACGCCCUCCUUCGACUACGGCGGCUUCGUCGUCGGCGACAGCGAACGAACAGCCACCCUCUACGGGAAAUCAAAAGGCGUCCUCGCAGGCGUACCCUUCUUCGACGAAGUAUUCGCACAGGCUGGCUGUACAGUGAAAUGGCACCUCCCCGAAGGAUCACUCGUCGAUCCCGGCUCAGCAGGUAAAAUCGCUGUAGCUACCGUCACGGGCCCCGUCCGGAAACUGUUGCUGGGGGAGCGCGUGGCGCUGAAUACGUUGAGUCGGUGUUCUGGCGUGGCGACCAAGUCGAGGGCUGUGGAUGAGCUGGUUAGAGAGGCGGGGUAUAAGGGGAUAUUGGCUGGGACGAGGAAGACGACGCCGGGGUUUAGGCUGGUGGAGAAGUAUGGGAUGUUGGUUGGGGGUGUGGAUGGGCAUCGGCAUGAUUUGUCGAGUAUGAUUAUGCUGAAGGAUAACCAUAUCUGGGCGAAAGGCAGUAUUACUGAGGCUGUGAAGGCGGCGAAGUCUGUGGGAGGGUUUGCGCUGAAGAUUGAGGUUGAGGUGGAUAGUGAGAAGGAUGCGGAUGAGGCGAUUGCGGCGGGUGCGGAUAUCAUUAUGCUGGAUAAUUUUGAUGGAGAGGGAUUGAAGGUUGCGGCGCAGAGUAUAAAGCAGAGGUGGGCUGGCAAAAAGGAGUUUCUACUUGAGUGCAGUGGAGGUUUGACAGCGCAGAAUGUUGGGACUUAUAUCAAUAAUGACAUCGACAUCAUCUCGACGAGUUCAAUACACCAAGGCGUACCUCAUGUAGACUUUUCCCUCAAGAUAGAUCAUGCACCUUGAUUUUAGAAAUAUCACAAUCAAUUCACAUUCACGUA
Cadophora gregata is the source of this 953-nucleotide messenger RNA. RefSeq names its product nicotinate-nucleotide diphosphorylase (carboxylating) (gene BNA6). Lineage: Eukaryota; Fungi; Ascomycota; Leotiomycetes; Helotiales; Ploettnerulaceae. The record is from RefSeq and is a predicted model, not a curated record. Bases 25 to 918 code for a protein of 297 amino acids. Gene Ontology annotation, biological process: quinolinate catabolic process; NAD+ biosynthetic process. Gene Ontology annotation, cellular component: cytoplasm. The transcript is spliced from 2 exons. Gene Ontology annotation, molecular function: nicotinate-nucleotide diphosphorylase (carboxylating) activity.